Molecule: messenger RNA, 1176 nt
Organism: Lytechinus pictus (painted urchin)
Lineage: Eukaryota; Metazoa; Echinodermata; Echinoidea; Temnopleuroida; Toxopneustidae
Product: homeobox protein ceh-8-like
Exons: 3
Coding region: 1-1176 (391 amino acids)
Biological process (GO): regulation of transcription by RNA polymerase II
Molecular function (GO): RNA polymerase II transcription regulatory region sequence-specific DNA binding; DNA-binding transcription factor activity, RNA polymerase II-specific
Source: RefSeq, a predicted model, not a curated record
AUGUCGUCUCGAGGCCUCAGCUUUAGUAUUGAGAAUAUUCUUGGUCUUGAAAAAUCUUAUGACCUCAAUGACGGAACAGAGAAUGAUCAUCAAGGAUUCAAGACUGCUUCCAGGAAUGGGAUACUAUCGAGAGUGCCCCUCCCAUACCCCGAUCGAUCUAACAUUGUGGAUACAACUUGUUCGUCUCACCCAGGGUCGUCAGGACUUCCACCGUCGUCCUCCUCGAUCCCGCCACCGUCUUCGGCUCUCGAUGUCACAUGCAGGCGAAAACCUCGUCGAAUGCGUGUUCGUACCAACUUCAGCGCCUGGCAACUGGAAGAGCUGGAACGGGCCUUUUCAACCACCCAUUAUCCAGACAUCUUCAUGCGGGAAGCUCUGGCGAUGAGACUCGACCUCAUGGAGGCCAGAGUUCAGGUAUGGUUCCAGAAUCGGAGGGCUAAAUGGCGGAAACAUGAAAGAAGUUGUGGGAAACAGUUACCAAACCCAUCAAAGAAAACGGAUACUUUAUCUUCGGGGAUUACGAAAGGGUUGUCGAAGACGGAAACCAAGGAAACUACGAAAAAGUCCCCGUAUCCUUUUAUAAGUUUAGCUAAGGGAAACGAGGCCUCGGAUCAUGACAUGAGAGGGCACCAAUCAAUAGCUUGUCGAUAUGAACAGCGUGAUCGUCAUCCGUUUCGUUCCGACAUCGUCAAAGAUACGAAUAAAAAACUAGCCCUACCAUUUUCACCGACAUCUACAUCAAACUCCCCUAGGGUUUCACCUUUUCAACCAUCUCGGCGUCUGUAUCUACCUUUAUUUUGUCAUGGAAUGCCUAAUCCCAGUCUGCAUCAGCAUCAUCAUCGAAGCUUGCUUCCAGACUCGUCGACAACAUCAAAGUGUCUGGUAUCACCGAUUGCAGUAGCGCCAUCUCCGUUGAUAGUUGAGCAGUCUUUUAGAUAUUUCGAUUCGUCCGCGGCCUCGGUUUUCUCUCGGUCGACAUUCCAGAAUGGUUCAUCCCAUAACAUGUCUCGAGGAUCAGAAGCAGACAAUGAUCAAUUUUCCAAUGAUCCACGCAUGGGUGUGACGUCAGACGUGAGACAAGCCAACAGCAUCACGGCUUUAAGGGAAAGAGCUAAAUUCUUGAAACAAUCUGAAAUUAUUGAAACAAGAGAAAAGAAAACAGAAACAUUGAAUUGA